UCCGUUGCCUGGAAACCGAGUAGGAAGGAAGCUUGAGUGCGACGCCUGCUCCGUAGACUUAACUCAUGUAGCCCUUAAUUUUAAUGCCAUUAACCCAUAAAAAACCGAAACAAAGUCUACAUAGAGAUGGCAAAUGCUCACCGGACGAACGUUCUGGUUACUUCGUGUCUGAAAACGCCGGUAGACCCGCACACUAAAGCGCCGCUAGCUUCGUACGAGAGGGAGGGAGUCCUGCCGUACACCGCAUCAGGACACCUGGACAACCGGGACUACGAAAAUGAGCUGGAGUAUGAGGACUCAGGCUCUGAUUGCUGUGACGAAGCCUGUCUGGGAAACGGUGACCCUCACCUGGGGAGAAACUAUGCAGCAGCAGGAGACCGCUUCAACUUGAGGGAAAUCUUCUUCUCCAACGAGGAGUACUACAGUAAGCUGGAGGAGCUGAAGAGGGCUCACCUGCGGACCAUGGCUGAGCUGGAGAGCAUGUAUAGGCACAAGCUGCAGCUCAAGUCCAUAGAGCCAUUAGACACAAUGGUGGUGGAUGCAGGGCACAGGCUGCUGUGGUCCAGUAUCGGUCCGGCACCUUCAGGCCACCGUUUGAGGAGGUCGCUCUCUGCUGUUGAACUCCGGUGGGCCUGUGACCAUCCUGAUGAGGAAGAAGCUGUCGGGAACGAUGUGGAGAAAGGUCUGCUUUUUUCUCCCAAAGAACACAUCAAGAAUAUGUGGAAGGACUUUAAGGUGUCACCUUACGAUCACCGCCAUUCUUCCUCCUCGCUGCACAGCAUGCCGGGGGACCAGAGGGUAACCCAAACGAGGAAAGGAAAGCGGAGGCAGGAGCACUGGAAAAGCAGAAUUACUAUCCCAAAACCUUUCCUCAUGACGAUGCGUGAAGCAGAGAGGCAGAAGCUUGGCUUGAAGACGCGCUCAGAUGUUGAACUGGAGAACACGGAGCUGCGGAGACAAAUGGAGCAACUGGCCGAAUGCCAGAGAAAGUUUCGUGCUAGUCCAGUACCUGCACAUGUUCACCUCCCACUUUAUACAGAGCUGCAGGAGCGCAACGAGGAGCGACGCAAAACCAUGCGAGACCGAGAGGAGCAGCAUCUUCGAACCAUUCAGAAGCCUUUCAGCUUUCUGGAGAGGGAGCGUCUGAAGAAGGAGCAGAAACAGCUGCAUCAGUCACAGCGAUCCGAGCAGGAGAAAGUUCAGCCCUUUAAGGCCAAGCCUGUGCCUAAGUCUGUGUACACGGCAGCACUGGGCGAGCAGAUGAAAGAGGAGCAGCUGUACAGGUCUAUUAAGAUACAGAUGAGGGCCCAGGAGAUGCUCCGUAGUUCCUCAUUGCCCUCCAGCAUGCUCACGCGGCGACUCAGUGACCGUAAGCAAAACAAAGAUGCUGCAACAGGAGAUCAAAGCUUCACACACAGGCCGCAGAUAAACAAAGAGGUACCUGAUUUCGAUGCGAGCUACAGACGCUUCCAGAAGCACCUGGAGAAACGGAAGGAGGUGAAGCCUACGACUGCAUGCGAGCCCUUCAAUCUGAAGACGUCUCAGAUCUCCUCACAUCGAGAACGUAUCAUGGCCGACAUUCAGAAGGAGCAGAGCAGCCCUCGGAUGCCACGCUGGCCGUACCUUGGCCCCAAGCUGGCCAAAACGCCAAAUUCAAGCCUCUGUUCCUCCCUUUCAGGCAGCCUGGAAAUCCUGCCGGCCAAAGCCACAGACGCCACAAAAAAGCGAAAUGAUGCAGUGAGGAAGGUGCUGGAGCAAAGGAAGAAGGUGGAGGAGGAGGAGGAGCGGUGGAAGGAGAAGCAGAGGCAAAGGGAGAAGAAGCUACAGAGGGUGGUCUUGAAACGAGCCCAAGCCAACGACCCCCAUCUGGCUCUCUCACAGACCCACCACAGCAAACUGAAAGAGUUCAGGAAACAAGACCUUCAGCGCAAAAAGGAAUACCAGCAAGAGAUUAAAGAGAUGCAGCAGAGGGUGAAGGGAAGGCCGCUGCUGCUGGAGCAGGUUGCACAGAGAAAUGCCAAACAUGCAGCAGAGAAGCGCUACACAGAAACCCUGCAUGGAUGUGAUGUGAUGGAGGAGUUCAUCAGCAGCAAAGCAGCUGCAUCCGCCACGAUCAGUGAUGACUGCCUCAGGGACCUGACAGAGGCAGACAUGGACUAUGAACCUGUUCUCUACAGAAAGGUCUUCCUGGAUGAUGAAGACAUUGAUGAUCCUUCUGAGAGGAAAGGACAAAGAGAGGAUGAGGAGGAGGGCGAUAAACCAGUAAACCACCAGGAUGGGGAAGAUGGCAGCCGUCCCCACACAGAAGAGGAUUACCAUGCCAGUGAUCAGCACUAUUCUGAUGACAGUUACCAUUACUCAGAUGAUCAUGAGAACUUCUCAGAGGACAGUGAUGCUGACAGUAGACAGCAGGAAGCAGGACAGUGAUGCUGACAGUAGACAGCAGGAAGCAGGACAGUGAUUCUCAGCCAUGAAGAAGAGCUCAGAGAACGUUUAACAAACCAAGCGAGGAGGACGAAACCUUACAGGAUUUUUAAGACACAAGAAACAAGUAUAUAAAUCAAGAAUAAAAAUGAUGUUUAACUCUGUUAAACCUUUAUUGGCUGUUUCUAAAAUCCCUACAUUCUUCAUUAUUCUUGACAUAAUAAAAAUUUUUUUGUUUUAGCAACAAAUUAAGGACACUCAUCAUCCUGUAGAAUCAUUCCUCAGCCAAGUGGUGUCAGUUUACCAACUUUAUUUCAGUUCAUGCAGCACGGUGUGGCCUCCAGUGGGCCGACCGGUGGAAUAACACAGCAACCUAUAAAUAAUGAAAACAUUUCUCCUUUCUUUUAGUGCAAAUUAGUACAAGUACGUUAAAGACGUCUACAUUUAAUCAACUAUCCUUUAAAAAAAACAACCUGAAAUGUCUUGAAGAAAAUAA
Molecule: messenger RNA, 2920 nt
Organism: Melanotaenia boesemani (Boeseman's rainbowfish)
Lineage: Eukaryota; Metazoa; Chordata; Actinopteri; Atheriniformes; Melanotaeniidae
Gene: fam161a
Product: FAM161 centrosomal protein A
Exons: 7
Coding region: 127-2427 (766 amino acids)
Biological process (GO): cilium organization
Cellular component (GO): cilium
Source: RefSeq, a predicted model, not a curated record